Diplodia corticola is the source of this 2085-nucleotide messenger RNA. RefSeq lists its product as uncharacterized. Gene Ontology annotation, molecular function: DNA-binding transcription factor activity, RNA polymerase II-specific; DNA binding; zinc ion binding. The coding region runs from base 1 to 2085 and encodes 694 amino acids. NCBI's taxonomy places the organism in Eukaryota, Fungi, Ascomycota, Dothideomycetes, Botryosphaeriales, Botryosphaeriaceae. The transcript is spliced from 2 exons. The record is from RefSeq and is a predicted model, not a curated record. Gene Ontology annotation, biological process: regulation of DNA-templated transcription; DNA-templated transcription.
AUGCCGCCGACAAAGCGCCCGCGCCUGGAUCCGGUAUCCUGCCAGCUGUGCCGCUCCAAGAAGCUCCGCUGCAGCCGUCAGAACCCCUGCUCCAACUGUUCUGCCCGCGGGGCCAGGUGCAUCUACGCAGCUGAUCCCCCGCCUCAGUACCGCAGCCCUCAACCAGACGACCCCACGGUCAAUGCCCGGCUCAAACGCCUUGAAGAGGCCGUCGAAGGCCUCAGGAAAAGCGCUCUGCCUCCUUUGACGCCGGCGUCAGUGGAUUCCCCCGCCGCAGCGCUCAACUGGCUCGAAGGCUCGGGCCUCAAGGCCACCAACCAGUAUGUGCGCGCAUCCGACCACACCGGCGCACUGAGCUUCACCGUUGUGCAAAUCGAAGGCUCGAACGAAGCCCUCCCCUCGCACUCGUUCCUCCCAACCCUCUCAGAAACCCUCCGGCUGUUCGCGCACUACAACGAGCAAGUGGGCUACCUGCACCACAUCAUCCACACCGCCACCACCCUGGCCACCAUCCACCAGAUCUACGCCGACCUCCCCGACCGGAUGAACCCCUCCUCAGCCGCCCUCCUCCUCUCCAUGCUCGCCUCGUCCUCGCACUUCUGGGACCCGACCGUCGGCAUCUUCAGCAGCGCGCCGCAAGCCCGCCGCGUCUCGCUGUGCUGGCUGGCCGACGCGCUCAAGACGCUGGACGCGUCGCGCAGCACGAACCCGCCGGGCGUCGCCGACGUGCAGGCCACCAUCAUCGCCUCGUACCUCGCGUACAACACGCAGGGCUACUCGACCCAGUUCCGGCUCCUGCAGACGACCGCCCUCGAGCUGGCCCGCCAGGCGGAGCUGCACAAGACCGACGCCCCGCCCGCGCCCACAACCACCCCGGCCCAGCCCCGCGACGUCAUCGCCGACGAGGUCAAGCGCCGCGUAUGGUGGCACAUUGUCGCGACAGACUGGAUCCUCGCCUUCACCGCCGGCCCCCAAGAAGGGACCUACCUCGUCUCCCCGCACCACAUGCGCGUCUCCCACCCGCUCAACGCCAACGACGACGACACCACCACCUCCUCCUCCUCCUCCCUGUCCUCUUCUUCUUCUUCGUCUUCCUCCCCAUCCCCCGUCUUCACGCCCCGCCCCCUCUCCGGUUCCGCGCCGACGACCAUGUCCUUCGCCCUGCACCGCCUGCGCUUCGCCACCGUCUGCCGCGCUGUGGCCGACGCCGCUACCGCCACUGCUGCUGGAGGAGGAGAAGGGGGAGGAGGAGGAGGUUCGUUUCCGCUCGAUUUGCGCCGCGUGGCGCCGCGGACUGUCAGGAGGCUGGAUGGGUUGUGGGAGGAGUUUUUGGAGGGGUUGCCGGUGGUGUUUGGGGGUCCGGCUGGUGGUGCGGCGGGGGAUGGGGGUGGGGAUGCGGAUGACGAGGGGUUGCGCAGGCGGUUUCCGCGGCUGGAGACGCAGCGGUGUUUGAUUCAGUUGUGUGCGCAUGUGCGGCGGUGUCGGCUGCAUCAGCCGUGGUUGGUGGAGGGGCGGAAGGAGGCGGACGGCGGCUGGGAUCGCGAGAGGGGGGAGCAGGCGGCGUUCUCGCGGCGGGUGUGCCUGCAGUCGGCGAAGAGGGUGGUGGGGGCCGCGAGGCGGUUUGAGAGGGAUGAGGAGGGGAGGUACGGUGGGGGCGAGGGCAGGCUGAGCACCGUCGUGCAUCAUGUGGCCAUGGCGGCGGUGGUGCUGGUUGUGGAUCUGUGUUUCUCGGGCUUGGCUGAGGGGCCGGCGCGGGAGAGGGAGCAGCGAAGGGGGGAGAUUGGGGAAGCGUGUCGGAUGCUGGAGAGGGCUAGGAGGGAGAGCGAGAUGGCGGCGAGGUUUCUGAAGUCGUUGGGCGAGAUGCUGACCAGGCAUGGCAUGGAUCUGCGGCUUUCUGCCGACGAUCGUUCGGUUGAGGCGAGUGAGGCGCAGGAGGCAGACGCGGCUUCUGGUGGCGGUGAUGUCGAGUUUGAAGCAUUGUUGCAGAGUUGUGCGAAUGUGAGCGGGGAACUGGACAUGUCCGGAUGGGAAGAUCUGUUUACGAGCUUCAAUUCUUACCCGCAAUUCAUUGAUCUCGCGGUAUGA